Molecule: messenger RNA, 3660 nt
Organism: Mucor velutinosus
Lineage: Eukaryota; Fungi; Mucoromycota; Mucoromycetes; Mucorales; Mucoraceae
Exons: 2
Coding region: 1-3660 (1219 amino acids)
Source: RefSeq, a predicted model, not a curated record
AUGAGCACACAACACAUUUCAAGCAGCCAAACUGUUAUGAAUAGCGUUAUAAAUCAAAGCACAGCUGACAAUGCUGCUACCCCCGACAAUCUCACUACCGAUACAAAACAGAGUCGAGCGAGCAAUACCACUGAAAGCUCCAAGUACCAUUUGAAGUCUGAUUGGGAUAUAUUUGGUGAUGAUGAUGAGUUUAUACAAGCUUUGGAAACGGAUGGUUCAACAUGGCUGGCCGUCUCAGGAACACAACAAAUGCAAGACAAUGACCAGCACAAGACAAGGAUAGAAAACCCAUUGCUCGAGAACAGUAAUGUAGUGGUAGAUGAUACCGCUUCAGCACAGCACAGCCAAACAGCACUAGCAGACGUGGACGAUUCACAAAGCGAUGCUCUUCUCGUGUCUGAUCAUUAUGCUGAUUUGCCCAGCUCUCCAGGAUUCUCCUUGGAUGAGCUGCCUAUAUUCUCCAAGCAAAAAACAGUAGAUGCAGAUGGUCAGCCGCACGAGACUGCAGACCUCUCAGAUACCGCCAAUCUUGCUUCUGGCAUAGCGCAUAAUGAGGACAUGGGAAUGGCAGACUCUGAUGUGUACCGGGUACGGGAUAAGCAUAUGACAGAUGAGGAUGUUGCUGAAGCAUUGGAUUGUCAAUUUACACAGCAAAUGGACAUGCUGGAUACAUUAGACUCGGCAUCUCUAUCUGCUCAACCAUUAUCAUCAUUCAAUGUGAGCGAUAUUGAACCAUCCACUGUUGAUUCAGGACAAUCCUCUGACACCAGUGCUCCUGCUUCAAGGUUCAAAUUGUCACUGAGACAGAGAAAUGCUAUUCAAUUGCAUCCAUUUACCAUUGAACAAGCCAAUUUCCAGUAUCUCAUCAGUCGAUCCAGUAUGAAAGGCAAAAUCAAAGCCGCUGUUUCCACGCAGAUUGCCGAUAGCCAAGAUACCGAAUUCACUAUUUCAGACACUCAACAAGUUGAUGUAACAACAGACGAGCUACAAGCAUCGCAAAUGCACCCUGAAGGCCCUCGAAAAUCUGCCAGUAAGAGCAAAUUGAAAAAGACAUCUCUCCCAUCCAAAUCAAAUAAGCGUGCUAAACAUCGAGCCAAGGGUUCCAAUAUCGCAAAUACCACUUUUGACGAUAUUGCAUCGCCUGUAUGCGACAAGUAUGGAUUGGAUAAGUUAAUUUUGCCUACAGUCGCCACAGGUGCCUCAAGAAAAGAAAAGCCGAAAAUCAUCACCUUUCAGAAAAAGAAAGGAUCGAAAAAGGAUAAAUCAGUCGUCAGGAAAUUUCUUCCCUCCUCCUCUACAUCACGCACAAAGGACAUUUUUGAUUUUGAUGCACAGCCUCGCUCUUCGUUCAAUUUUGCAGCUAGUUCAAGCGAUCUGCGUGCCACCUCCCCAGAUCCAGAUGACUAUCUUCGGCAGCAGAUGCAAGACAUGAACGCUGACGUUGAUUUCAACAACUAUGGCAGCGAUAUGGAUGAUGAUGAAGCGGAUGCUGUGGAUGCAGACAACGAAGAGACAAUUAAGAGAAGGUUCAGGGUCAAGAAGCAUGCCAUUUUGGAUAGCAGUGAUGAAGAAGAAGACAUGGAGGACGAUGAGGAGGAGGAGGAGUCUCCACCUGAGCGAGAACUGACAGAAGCAGAAUUAGACGCUAUCUUCAGCUUCCCUGGUACAAGCGCUCUGACACCAAAAUCAAGUAGAAUCACUGGAAAGCGAUUGACGAGACCAUCAUCAGAGGAUGGUGUGGUAUCUAUUGUCGAGGAUGCGUUCGAACACCGAGAACACAAGAGACAACGAAUUGGUCUUCAAGAUGUGCUCAAAAAGAAAAAGACGCUCAAAAGCAUUUUACCUGCUUCUUUUCUCAAAAUUUAUCAAAAGGAGCUGCUGGAGGAGGACAGGCUACGAAAAGCGCCUAAAAAGCGCACAGUGAGUACCAAUGCCUCCAAAUCAAAUACUGCCACAACCUCUUCCAACACAAGACACGCCUCGUCUUGCUCUACAAGUAGAGCGGAUCCUGAUGUGUUUGCGGCAUUCUUGGACUCUCAAAGCGAAGGUUCUGGCGACGACUCUGAUGACAUGCAAGAUGCGUAUCCAACACUCGAUGAUUAUGUGACCAUGAUGGACUAUGCUACUCAAAUACCCAAUACUCAGCAGCAUCAGGCGGGAUCAGCAACACCUACAGGCGAUAACACCGACUUUUUCGAGAGUUCAGCAGCGCACUCAUCUAAGCGCACGCUUAAACAAACUCAACUGAAUGCAGGCAUCUCUUCGCGAGCUGGAUCUCCAUCACCAUUGUCAAGGCAACACCCUCAGUCUGUAUACCCUGUCGAGGAACCGAUUGAAGACAACAGAAUCCAGCGCUAUCACCAAGGCACUAGCUCCAGAAAAUGGACUACAAAAGCAAAGAAAUUAGUGAAAAGAGCACCCAGAUCUUCCAUUGCCAUCAAAAGACCAGCGGACGGCCCAAAGAAGCCAUCAAGUAUACCCAUUAGAGACAAUCCAGCUCCCAAAAAGCGCAGAAAGAAGGUCAAGAGAACAAGAGAUGAUAUAUACUGCCACGCACUAAAUUCAUAUCGAGCUUGGAAUGAUCGCUCCGGUCAGGCACCCGAUAACAAUGGCCGUGCCUACUUUCAACGGUCCGUCGAUACCCCUCGCAUGGCAUUUGAUGACAUCUAUGUGGGUACAAGGCAGUACGUACGUUAUGCCAAUGAGUCUUUGCACGGUGACCGGUUCAAUGAGCUGUUUGAUCAACAGCAAAAUGAGCAUAUCAAGGAAAAGCUGAAUGUGCUUAUCAUUCAUACGCUGCCUAAUGUCAUCAGUCGAGUGCGGCAUUUGCAGGAUUAUGAUCUGCGACGUAUUUCAGGCCUUAAAGACACUGUUUAUCUGCACCAUCGCUUGUUGACGCCCCUCUUGUCUGCUAUACCCAAUCUCAAAUCAGCAUACAAGCAUCUUCAGGACAACUAUGUGGAUUUGAUCUUAUUUGAUAAGCAUCUGUUGUGGAGAAACGUCGUACCCGAAAAUGAAUGGUUGCUUGCGCAUCUCUUUUACAAGGUUUCCGGUGAUAUAGUGAAGAUCUGCAAAGAGAAAUUCCCUCUAGACGACAAGGAGCUGCCUGGCCAUGAUCAUUUUUAUACGUUUGUGUCUGUUUGCUUGACUCAAUGGAUCCCUCUCCAUCCGUAUGAAGACCGUGUCCAGCUGACCGAGCUAUUUAUGCGAUACAUUCGGUAUUUGGGUCAGUUUGUACCAAGAUUAGUGGAAGAGUGCAAUACAGGUGAUUUAACAUGGCGUCCUAUCGUCAAAUUGAUGGUGUAUAUUCUGGAUUGGACAUGUCGUCUUCAUCAUUUGGGUGUGCAUCAGAUCGACUGGUCUGUGACGCAGUGUACAAAAUCACUCAUCGAUAUUCUGGUGUUCAUUGGCUUUGGCGAAAUUAAAUCGUGCACCAAAGACUACCUAGCAGAAGCUUGGAUCUGUCUACUGCAAAUCAUGUCUGUGUCCUCCAAAACAAGCGGCUUUUACUUUGAUGAGCAAGUCUUUUUGGAUCAAAUGACAGAUAGUAUCAAGAAAAAGUCAAAGGAUCUCGGUGUGUAUGAAUUUGACAAGAGAAAAACAACUCGACUGUGGGCAGAAACUCUGAAUUUUGUCAUUGAACAGUACAUGCUGCUAUAG